Poecilia latipinna (sailfin molly) is the source of this 3107-nucleotide messenger RNA. RefSeq names its product receptor-type tyrosine-protein phosphatase T-like. Gene Ontology annotation, biological process: protein dephosphorylation. Gene Ontology annotation, molecular function: protein tyrosine phosphatase activity. The coding region runs from base 1 to 2346 and encodes 781 amino acids. The record is from RefSeq and is a predicted model, not a curated record. The transcript is spliced from 21 exons. NCBI's taxonomy places the organism in Eukaryota, Metazoa, Chordata, Actinopteri, Cyprinodontiformes, Poeciliidae.
AUGAUCCCAACACCCAGGCCCAGAUCCUCACCGCAUCCUGAGGAGCUUGGACUCUACCAGGACGCAGGAAUGAGUUCAAAGGUCACACUACCGCUGAGAUUUAUUUUUCACUCAAAUCAUGAACUAAUCCAAUGUGUUUGUCUUCUUCUGGGUUUUUGCUCUGUUGUCAUCAUCGGCCUCACCUCACCAUGCUUCAGAAGACAUGCUUAUUCCUACUCUUAUUACCUGAAGUUGGCCAAAAAGCAGAAGGAAACUGCGAGCAGCUCCACCCAGCAGAGGGAGAUGGGUCCGGUCACCACGGCCGACAAGAGCACCACUAAAGUCAGCACCUUGCACAAAGACGACCCGUUCUCCACUUCCAGCCCAGACCUCAACGGCUUCACCUCCCCCUCCCCCUGCUCCUUUUCUGUGCAGGGAAGCAAAACGCUGCAGAGCAAAUCCCUGCUGAAUUCCUACUACUCAGUAUCCAAAGAGCCUGUUCCAGCUACAACUUCAAUAGAUGGAAGCCAGCCGUCUCUUGCCCAGCCAUCCCUGACAUUACAGAGUUUUCCUUACGGAGGCUGUGAGUCUGUGGAGCUCUCCUACCAGAGCGGUCAGUUCCAGGCGGGCCAGUUCCAGCCAGCUAUUCGAGUUGCAGAUCUCCUGCAGCACAUCACACAGAUGAAAUGUGGACAAGGAUAUGGGUUUAAGGAAGAAUAUGAGGCCCUGGCGGAGGGACAGACAGCACCUUGGGAGACAGCCAAGAAGGACGAGAAUCGCAACAAGAACCGCUAUGGCAACAUCAUCGCAUACGAUCACACCAGAGUCCGACUGCAGCUGCUGGAUGGAGACCCCCACUCCGACUACAUCAACGCCAACUAUAUUGAUGGCUAUCACAGACCCAGACAUUACAUCGCAACACAAGGACCCAUGCAGGAAACGGUGAGGGAUUUCUGGAGGAUGGUUUGGCAGGAAAACUCGGCCUCUAUCGUCAUGGUUACGAAUCUGGUGGAGGUGGGAAGGGUGAAAUGUGUUCGUUACUGGCCUGAUGAGACGGAGGUUUAUGGAGACAUCAAGGUGACCCUGAUAGAAACCGAGCCUCUGGCUGAAUACGUCAUCCGGACAUUCACUGUCCAAAAGAAGGGCCACCAUGAGAUCCGUGAACUUCGCCAGUUUCACUUCACCAGCUGGCCGGAUCACGGCGUUCCCUGUUACGCCACGGGACUGCUGGGCUUCAUACGGCAGGUCAAGUUCCUCAACCCUCCGGACGCCGGACCCAUCGCGGUGCACUGCAGCGCUGGUGCAGGGAGGACAGGUUGCUUCAUCGCUGUGGACAUCAUGCUGGACAUGGCAGAGAACGAAGGAGUGGUGGACAUUUUCAACUGCAUCCGUGAACUGAGAUCCCAACGGGUCAACAUGGUCCAGACAGAGGAGCAGUAUGUGUUUGUUCAUGACGCCAUCUUGGAGGCGUGUCUAUGUGGGAACACAGCGAUUCCAGUGUGCGAGUUCAGAGCGGUUUACUACAAUAUCAGCAGACUGGAUCCACAGACCAACUCCAGCCAGAUUAAAGACGAGUUCCAGACGCUGAAUAUAGUGACACCUAGAGUUCGUCCAGAGGACUGCAGCGUGGGCUUACUGCCGCGGAACCACGAUAAGAACCGCAGUAUGGACGUUCUGUCUGCUGACCGAUGUCUGCCUUUUCUCAUAUCUGUUGAUGGAGAGAGCUCCAACUACAUCAACGCUGCAUUAAUGGACAGCCACAAACAGCCAGCAGCCUUCAUUGUUACCCAGCAUCCUUUGCCAAACACCAUGGGGGAUUUCUGGAGGCUGGUGUUUGACUACAACUGCUCCUCCAUUGUCAUGCUCAACGAGAUGGAUGCAGCACAGUUAUGUAUGCAGUACUGGCCGGAGAAGAACUCGUGCUGCUACGGCCCGAUCCAAGUGGAGUUCAUAUCAGCGGACAUCGAUGAAGACAUCAUCAACCGGAUCUUCAGGAUCUGCAACAUGGCUCGGCCACAGGACGGUUACCGCCUGGUGCAGCACUUUCAGUUCAUUGGCUGGCCCGCCUACAGGGACACGCCUCUUUCCAAGCGCUCCAUCCUCCAGUUGGUCAGGAGGUUGGCCAAGUGGCAGGAGCAGUACGACGGAGGAGACGGGAGGACUGUGGUGCACUGCCUCACUGGAGGAGGACGCUCUGGGACGUUUUGUGCCAUCUGCAGCAUCAAUGAGAUGAUCCAGCAGCAGAACAUUGUGGACGUUUUCCACACAGUCAAGACGCUGAGGAACAACAAGACAAACAUGGUGGAGACGAUGGAACAGUACAAGUUCUGCUAUGAAGUGGCUUUAGAGGCUCUGAACUCCUUCUGAUCCGACGCCUCCCGUCUUUCUCAGAGCUACACUGAGUGAAAACCUGCUGAGCUGAACUCAACCUGGGAGAGUGUGUGUGCGCAUCCUUUUGGUGUGCCUGUGACCUGUACAGAGGAUGGGGGGGAAGCCGCCAACAAACACACUCAUUGUUUUGUGUGUGCAUUUGCUUCAGCAAGACAAUGGACUUUACAUGCUUGUAUAAAGAGAAAUUAUGUUCAAUUGAGAUGUUUAAAAAAAAAAAGCCAAUUUUUUUUUCUUUCUCUUUCCUCUCUGCCAGGCUGUGAUGUGACUAAUGUACAGUAUUUCCUUUUUAGAUAUAUUCUACGCCUUGAAUGUCGUCUCCCUCUGAAGGCUCGAAGCACACUGGAAGAUUUUACAGAGUUAAAGUCAGGUUAAAAUAAAUCUAAUUUUUUAUAGCAUAUUUGCUCUUUGACCGAAACAAACUGUUACUAAUGCAACAAAAUUAGGUUUACCAGUUCAGAAAACAGAACAUGGAUCAACAUGUCCUACCUUUGAAGGCCAAAGCAACUCUGAAUUUUUCCUCUUUCUGGAUCUGUACAAUGAUGAAGUGAGUCUUCCAGUGUGCAUCCUCUCUUUCUGUAAAUAAGAUAAGGCAACCACAGUCAAACAAACAAACACCAGAACAAAAUUAUUUCGCUGCAGCUCUGAGAAGCUGUUUGUCAUUUUCAUUCAUUUAUAAUUUGGUGCGUUUUCUUUCUACAGCCUGUACAUGUGUGAAAAUAAGAUUUUUUUAUAUUUUG